Messenger RNA from Dictyostelium purpureum, 1263 nucleotides. RefSeq lists its product as uncharacterized. The coding region runs from base 1 to 1263 and encodes 420 amino acids. Lineage: Eukaryota; Evosea; Eumycetozoa; Dictyosteliales; Dictyosteliaceae. Gene Ontology annotation, biological process: proteolysis. Gene Ontology annotation, molecular function: aspartic-type endopeptidase activity. The transcript is spliced from 4 exons. The record is from RefSeq and is a predicted model, not a curated record.
AUGAAGCUACUAUUAUGUUUAAUAUUAUUAUUAGUGAUUUCUUUCAGAAACGAAUGUGUCUAUGGAAAAACAAAUUCUAUAAAGCUUCCAAUAUAUGGUGAAAAAAUUAACAAUUAUAAAUAUAACAAUUUAAAUGAAAAAACAGAUAAAAAACAAAUAAAUAAAAAAAAUGGUAGAAAUAAAUUUAUUAAACUGGAUGGAGAUGUAUCGCAACUCUAUACAAAUGUUUGCGUUGGUGGUGUGAACCAAAAGGUUAUAGUUGAUACAGGUUCAGUAUUACUAGUAGUUCCAUCAGUAUACUGUAAUAAUUGUGAACAAAAAAAUCCAUAUUAUGCACCAUCACCAUUUGUAGAUUUUAUAGAGUGUAAUGAAGAAUGUAGUUUUUUAGGAAAUACUUGUGUUGAUAUUCCCAAUGAGUCUGGAAUUUCAAAUGUUUGUGGAUUUCGUGAACAGUAUUUACAAGGAACUGAAAUUUUUACUUUAUUUGUAACAGAUACAUUUAGUUUUACUAAUAAAACUGAUGAGUUAUAUACAACCUUUAAUGCAAUAAUUAAUGUAGAGGGAAAAGAAAUGAAAUAUGGUGUGUUAGGGUUAGGUAAAAUGUGUAAAGGAUGCAGAAGAUCACCAACUGAAACAAUACUUGAUAGUUUGAAUCUACCUAGAAUAUUUUCGAUAUCUUUUGAUCAAGACUACAAGGGUUCUCUAAUUUUAGGUGAUAUAGAUCCAAUUUACCUUAGUGAUAUCAAAUACACACCUAUGAUUUCAUAUGAUGAUUAUCAUUAUGCAGUUCAAAUUAGUAGAUUUACAAUGAAAGGUAACAAUUCACCUUAUAAUUUAGAAUUAAAAUCUAAAGAUUUUGGUCAAGUCACCAUUGAUUCAGGAUCAACUGUAACAUAUUUAAAUCCUUUAGCUUUUAAAAAAAUCAGAGAGUAUUUACAAAAAUUCUGUAAACCUGGUAUGUGUGGUGAUGAAAAUAGUUUUAUUGAAGGAACUUGCUACAACUAUCCAGAUGAAUAUUUUAAUACUUUCCCAACCAUUCAUAUAGAAAUGAAUGGAGGUGCUGUUAUUGAUAUUGAAGCCAAAAACUACAUUACCCAUACUAAUCAUAAUGGGGUAAAUCUUCGUUGUUUUGGUAUCAAACAAGCAUCAUCUUAUGGUAAAUCUAUUGUUGGUAUACCAUGGUUAAGAGAUCAAUAUGUUGCAUUUGAUAACCAAAAUGAUAGAAUUGGUUUUGCUAAAGUAAAAAUUGAUGAUAUAAAAUAA